Pyricularia pennisetigena is the source of this 1239-nucleotide messenger RNA. RefSeq lists its product as uncharacterized. Gene Ontology annotation, biological process: isoprenoid biosynthetic process. Bases 1 to 1239 code for a protein of 412 amino acids. Gene Ontology annotation, molecular function: prenyltransferase activity. The transcript has a single exon. NCBI's taxonomy places the organism in Eukaryota, Fungi, Ascomycota, Sordariomycetes, Magnaporthales, Pyriculariaceae. The record is from RefSeq and is a predicted model, not a curated record.
AUGCUUUCCUCAGUCUCAGCCAACACCUUCCUCCAGUCACCAAACGCGAUCCCUCCCCGAACAUCCUCCAGCGGCAUCCAUUCGAACCACGUUGCUACUUCAAAAUCGGCCCUUAGGCCUGUCCCCGAAGGCGACUGGAUAUCUCAGAGAUUGAAGCAGCAACAGGCCAGCAUAUCAAGAGCCACCGCCGGCGCGCCCUCGACAACCCGGCGUACGCGCAAAGCCACCUCAGACACCACGCCCGACGACGCAUAUCCUCACAUGCUCAACCACCAGACACAAGCGCCGACGCGCUUCGACGCGAACCGCUUCGCCACAGAAGAUUUCAACUUCACGACGACCAAGAGAACCUGGUCCGAAGACAAGGAGAAGGUGAUAUGCGGGCCCUUUGACUACCUGCUCGGCCAGCCCGGCAAGGACUUUAGGACCCAGAUCAUCACCGCCUUCAACGCCUGGCUCGAGGUGCCGCCCGAGAGCCUCGAGGUCAUCACACACAUCGUGGGGAUGCUGCACACGGCGUCGCUGCUGGUCGACGACGUCGAGGACAACUCGUCCCUGCGGAGAGGUCUGCCCGUCGCCCACAGCAUAUUUGGCGUGCCGCAGACCAUCAACAGCGCAAACUACAUCUACUUUGCCGCGCUGCAGGAGCUCAAGAAGCUACGCAACCCAGAGGCCGUCAGCAUCUUUGCCGAGGAACUCAUUCACCUGCACCGGGGCCAGGGUAUGGACCUGUUUUGGCGUGACACUCUCACGUGUCCUACCGAGGAUGACUACCUCGAGAUGGUCGGCAACAAGACGGGUGGGCUGUUUCGCUUGGGCAUAAAGCUCAUGCAGGCCGAAUCAGCGUCGCCCACCGACUGCAUCCCGCUUGCGAACCUUAUUGGCCUCAUCUUCCAGAUCCGGGACGACUACCAAAACCUCUUCUCGCGCGAGUACAGCGACAACAAGGGCAUGUGCGAGGACCUGACCGAGGGCAAGUUCUCGUUUCCCGUCAUCCACAGCAUCCGCUCCAACCCGGCCAACUUGCAGCUGCUCAACAUACUCAAGCAAAAGACCACCGACGAAGGCGUCAAGAACUACGCCGUCUCGUACAUGGAGAAGACGGGCAGCUUCGAGUAUACCAAGAAGGUGCUGGCGGUAUUAAUCGAGCGCGCCCGCAAGGUAACGGAAGAAUUGGACGCAGGGAGGGGGAAGUGCAGCGGCAUACACAAGCUCUUGGACAAGAUGGUUGUCGAGUGA